ACGUAACAACUACGUUUUAGGAUUAUGAUUUAAAAUAUUCGCUUGUUCUAAUUUUUUUGUGUUAGUUCUCUUCAAAACUUAAUUUUCAAAUUUCAAUCAUUUCAAAAUGAAAAAUACUAAAACUGAAGAUUGUUUUUUUCAAUCCGAAAGUUCAUUUCAAGAAUUGCUUUUUGCAGUAAAGGAUGGAUUUCAGAAACAUUUAGAAUUGUUCAAAACCAAUCUGGAUGUACAAAUCAAUGUAAUUGAUUCGAUGUGGGUUAUCAGUCAGCGAUUUUUAAUUCUUACGAGAGGUGCUGUGUGUAUGUGUUCAUAUCCUCAGGAACAAUGUGAUCGAGAAGAACGCGAAAUACGUGCAGGUUUUAAAUUGAAAAGAAAAGAACUCCACAAAUCAAACUAUACAUUGUCAGUAUCAUUGGAGGAUUUGAAACAAAUGUGCCAAUCAUUCGACAAAGCUUUGACAAACACCAUCGAUCCAAGUUUGCCAAGUCAAAUUAUUGAAGGCAAUAACGAACGUAAACCAAUUUACUUCUACAUUGAGUUCUAUGCUGAUUUUUUUAAAUUUCUUCGAGACAUCCAAAAUCAAUUGACUUGGUUAAAACCGAUGUUGUAUGUCGAUGACAUCAAAUCGAUUUUAGAAUACAAAAACCAUUUGCAACCAAAUAAGACUGAAUUAGAUUACUUUGAAAAAUCUUUGUACGAAUUUUCAAACCAGAAAUAA
Molecule: messenger RNA, 718 nt
Organism: Eupeodes corollae
Lineage: Eukaryota; Metazoa; Arthropoda; Insecta; Diptera; Syrphidae
Exons: 3
Coding region: 107-718 (203 amino acids)
Source: RefSeq, a predicted model, not a curated record